AUGAAGGGCAUGUGGGGAGUUAGCCUCGUCGCGAGCGCUUCGCUCGCUGGGGCGAUAUCAACUGCAUCACUCACAGCAGCAGAGACUACAGUGACUUCCACUGCCAACUCGGCACCUGCGCUGUUCAACAAUGAGCAGGUGCAGUUGACCGAAGGCGUGCUUUCUGAUGUGUCAGCGACCUUGCAGAAUAACACUAUCGCCAACAUGUUCGCCUUUGCCAACAGCUCCACGGUAUCCAAGAGAAGUGUUCGUCAUAGCUGCAAGUCAAUGCCCGGGGACUUAUGGUGGCCCAUCGAUCUGAUUUGGGACGUCUUCGAUAUCCUGCUCGGCGGCAGCCUGAUCAAGACAGUACCCCUGGCAUCCUACUGCUAUCCGGACUGGCCGCAGUACAAUGCCGCUAAGUGUGCAAGCAUCACAGCUGACUGGCUCAACUCGGAUCUACACAUGACCGACCCUACCUCAAUCAUGCUACCGCUGUACGAGGGCCGCUCGUGCCUACCAUCCCCGUAUAGCCACACUGAUAGCUGCACGCAGGGUGCCUAUCCGACGUAUGCAGUCAAUGUAUCCACCGUGGCCCAAAUCCAGCUCGCUGUCAAUUUUGCUCGUAACUUGAACUUGCGUCUAGUGGUUAAGAAUACCGGACAUGAUUUCAAUGGUAAGGCCUCCGGCAAGGGUGCCCUCUCCAUUUGGACUCACUACCUCAAGGACAAGGAGUAUCUCCCAAACUUCAAGGCUGCCAAUGGUUAUGUCGGUCCGGCCAUCAAGUUUGGCUCGGGUGUCCAGGUCUGGGAGGCUUAUGAGUUUGCUAAGUCCGUGGGCCACUCGGUUGUUGGCGGAGAAGCCGUCACCGUCGGUUUGGGAGGUGGCUACACUGCCGGUGGUGGCCACUCACCCCUUUCCAGCAUGUACGGUUUGGCGGCCGAUCAGGUUCUGGCCAUGCAAGUCGUUCUGGCAGAUGGUCGAUUCAUCACUGCCACCUCCACUGAGAAUUCAGAUGUCUUCUGGAUGCUUCGCGGUGGUGGUGGUAGCACCAUUGGAGUUGUCACUUCUUUAACAGUCAAGGCUCUCCCUCAACUGGAGACCACCACUGUGACCUUCAAUUUCACGGUGAACGACACUCCUGGUCCGGAUGCUUUCUGGGCUGCUGUUGGGUCCUAUCUCGACCAUUUUGAGACCUUUGUUGAUGCUGGCACCUACGGUUACUUCUACAUUGGUGCUUCCGAGGCCAUGUUUGGUACCACAUAUGCCGGUGAUCCUAACUUCUACUUCCGUAUGGAGUCCUUCGUCGCACCCAACAUGAAUGUUGCCCAGACCGAGGCACUCCUGGCUCCAUGGUUUGAUACUCUGAAAGGCCUCAAUGUCUCCUACACUCCGUGGUACAACCACGCGGAUAACUUCCAUGAUGUCUGGGCAGUGGCCUUCCCUCAGGAAUACGUUGGAACCGAUGUUGUCAAGACUUCUUCUCGUCUGCUUCCUCGUAAUGUUUUCCAGAGUGAUGAUCUCCGCAAGCAAACUUCGGCCGCCUACAGGGACGCUGUCAAUAAGGGCCUUUUCAUUGCGGGCUUCCACAUCAGCGGCACCGGCAUUGCCGCGGAGCCCCCCACAGACAAUGCCGUGCUCCCCGCAUGGCGCGAUGCCCUCUCACACGUUAUCUUCGGUGCCACAUGGAACUUCACAUCUUCCUGGGAUGUGAUUAAGAGUACCUCGCUCUUUGUCACCGAGUGGAUGGACGUUAUUCGUGAGAUUGCCCCAGACUCAGGCGCCUACAUGAGUGAGGCCGAUCUCCUCGAGCCGAACCUCCAGGAGGCCUUCCACGGCUCCAACUACCCUCGUCUCUACGCCCUCAAGCAGAAGUAUGAUCCUACAGGCCUUUUCUUUGCUCUGACUGCCGUUGGUGCUGAGGACUGGGAGGUUCAGACUGUUGACCCUCUGCCUUACUCGUGGAAUAAUAAUGGGCGACUCUGCCCAAAGUCUUCUUGA
Penicillium coprophilum is the source of this 1980-nucleotide messenger RNA. RefSeq names its product FAD-binding oxidoreductase. The coding region runs from base 1 to 1980 and encodes 659 amino acids. The record is from RefSeq and is a predicted model, not a curated record. Lineage: Eukaryota; Fungi; Ascomycota; Eurotiomycetes; Eurotiales; Aspergillaceae. The transcript has 4 exons. Gene Ontology annotation, molecular function: FAD binding; oxidoreductase activity.